Molecule: messenger RNA, 1686 nt
Organism: Corapipo altera (White-ruffed manakin)
Lineage: Eukaryota; Metazoa; Chordata; Aves; Passeriformes; Pipridae
Gene: TIMELESS
Product: timeless circadian regulator
Exons: 12
Coding region: 1-1437 (478 amino acids)
Biological process (GO): DNA replication checkpoint signaling; replication fork arrest; DNA repair
Cellular component (GO): replication fork protection complex
Molecular function (GO): DNA binding
Source: RefSeq, a predicted model, not a curated record
AUGGACUUGAAGCCUCAGGAGCUGGUGGCCUUGGCCAAGUUCAUCCUGGGCAAGUUCUUUGCGCUGGCGGCCACCAACAAAAAGGCCUUUGUGGAGCUGCUCUUCUGGAAGAACCCGACAGCCGUCUACGAGAUGACCAAGGGCUACAGCUCCCUGCAGGAGGGAGAGGGGGCUCCCAGGAGCCGGGUGCCCCCCUGGACCCCCCAGGAAGAGCAGGAGCUGCGGGAGCUGUACUGGAAAUACAAGGAAGUGGAAGGUGAGGAUGUCAUCGCUGCCAUCCUGGCCCAUCUCCCGACUCCCGGGCGGACGCGGAGGCAGGUGGUGAAGCAGCUGGUGCAGAUGGGGCUGGCCAGCAGUGCCAGGGACUUCCCACGGGAGAGGAAGGGCACCCGCAUCGUGCUGUGGACUCAGGAGCAGGAGGAGGAGCUGACGCGGCUCUUUGAGGAAUUCCAGGGCUCGGAUGAUGUCCUGGGGAACAUCAUGAAGCACCUGACGGCGCGGCGGUCGCGGGCUCGGGUGGUGGAGAAGCUGCUGGGGCUGGGGCUGGUGUCGGAGCGCAAGGAGCUGUACAAGAAACGCCGGAGAAAGAGCCACGGCCACGGGAUGGCUGCCGCCGGUGUCCCGGGUGUGCCAGCCCAGGACAGCUCAGCAGAGGAUGAGGACAGCGAGGAAGAGGAGGAGGACGAGGAAGAUGAAGUGGAGGAAGGCCCCAUGGAGGAGAACUGGGCACCCGAGGAAGGGGCUGGGCAGGGCCUGGCUCAGCAUCUGCAUCAGGAAGGCCUGGCCGGGCCCCUGCGGUGGCUGGAGAACUGUCUGAGGAGGGCGGCAGGGGACCGAGAGGAGGACGGCGUGUCCCACCCGGUGCCGCUGGUGCCGCUGACGGAGGAGAACGAGGAUGCCAUGGAGGAUCGGCGCUUCCAGAGCCUGCUGCGGCAGCUGGGGCUGCGGCCCCCCACCAGCGAGCAGGAAUCCUUCUGGCGCAUCCCAGCUGCCCUCACCCCGCAGCAGCUCCGACGCGCGGCCGCCUCCGUCGCCCACCACGGCCCCGACCCCUCAGGGUCCCCCCGGGACCUGCCUGGGCCACCCAAGUGCCCCCAGGACCCAGGUCCAGGUGAGGGGCCGGGCUGGGGGUGUGGGACCCUCACCAGUGGGGACGGCCCCGAGCCCCUCUCCUUGUGCCCCCCAGCAGAACAGCUGCCGGCAGAGCUGGGAUCAGACUCGGAGAGUGAGGAGCCGGUCCCCGUCCCCAGCCCGGUGCAGUCGGGCACCAAGAGGCGUCGGGAGCUCGACAGUGAGGAUGAGGACGGUGGGAGCUCGGGUCCCAGGCUGGCCCCUGCAGCCCCCUGCUCUGAGGAGGAUGAGGAGGACGAGGACCCACAGCCCCGGGGGAGGCGGAAGCGCGUCCGCUGCCUGGAGGAGGAGGAGGAGGAGGGUUGAGGGGCUUCCCUUGUCUGCCAGGCCCAGGCCCUGGGCUGUUUUCUGGGGUUUCUGCAGGUUUUCUGCGGGUUUUGAUCCUGUUUUUAAGGGCUGCACAAGCAACCAGUUGCUGCCCCUCCAUCCCCUUCCCCUGGUGUCUUCAUCUCCCUGUUUUGCCCCAAACUCCCGUUUUUCUCAGCUGUUUGGGUUUGUUUUCCUUUUAAACCUUUUGAAUCUGGACAGGGCCCAAAUAAACAAACGUGACUCUUG